Loxodonta africana (African savanna elephant) is the source of this 5036-nucleotide messenger RNA. Its product is annotated as RIMS-binding protein 3C-like. Gene Ontology annotation, biological process: spermatid development; fertilization. The transcript has a single exon. Gene Ontology annotation, cellular component: nucleus; manchette. Gene Ontology annotation, molecular function: benzodiazepine receptor binding. The record is from RefSeq and is a predicted model, not a curated record. The coding region runs from base 1 to 4902 and encodes 1633 amino acids. Lineage: Eukaryota; Metazoa; Chordata; Mammalia; Proboscidea; Elephantidae.
AUGACCAAGGACUAUCCCAACCCCUUGGGGGGCGGCCGCGCGUCACCCAAGAAGCCGGGUAGCCCGGGCCCGGCGGCAGCGGUGCUGGAAGAGCAGAGGCGAGAGCUGGAAAAGCUGCGGGCCGAGCUGGAGGCGGAGCGGGCGCGCGGGCGGGCGGAACGGCGGCGCUUCGCAGCCCAGGAGCGCCAGCUGCGAGAGGCAGGCGAGCGGGAGCGGCAGCAGCUGGCGGACCACCUGCGCUCCAAGUGGGAGGCGCAGCGCUGCCGGGAGCUGCGGCAGCUGCAGGAGGCAGUGCUGCGGGAGCGCGAGGCCGAGAUCCGGCAGCUGCUGCGCUGGAAGGAGGCCGAGAUGCGGCAGCUGCAGCAGGUGCUGCAUCGCGAGCGCGACGGUGUGGUGCGCCAGGCCCGGGAGCUGCAGCGCCAGCUGGCCGAGGAGCUGGUGAACCGCGGCCACUGCCGCCGCGCGGGGGCGCCCGAGGCGGCGGCCGCACAGUGCGGUUGUCGCUUGCAAGACGUGUUGGCGCAGCUGCGCUGGGAGACCGACGGCGAGCAGGCCGCGCGCAUCCGCCACCUGCAGGCGGAGCUCGACGUGUCGCGCCAACUCUUCCUCAAGUACAUCCUGGAGCACUUCCGCUGGCGCCCCGCUUUGUCAGCGCCACCCGAACCCCGGGCCGUGCAUGUCUCGGAAGAGCCGCAGCCCGAGGCCGCCAGCCGCCGCCCAGAGCCAACCUGUCGACGAGGAUCACUUCACAGCUUGAGCACCGGCACCCGCGUGCGCUCCCGCUCCCUUGACUUGGCGCGCACUGCACGCUCCAGCUCCUCCGGUGGCCUGCUCCCCACGCGCGCCAGCUCCGUAGACUCCUUGUCCCCCGCGCAGUCCGGCUCCCUCGACAGCACCUGGAGUCGUCCCAAGGACUCCAAACCCGAGGAGCGAACCUCCUCCUUGCCAGAUGCCUCCAUCCCGGAUUCCCCGAGCCCCCAGCCGCCGCCGCCACCGCCGCCACCACCAUCAUCAUCACCACCGCCCCCGCCCCCGCCCCUGCCACCGUCGGAGCACAGAAAAGCUGGUGACCCGCGAGGCGGGGAAGGCUCGGGGAGCCAGGCCUGCGAGGCCCUGACCUCCUCGCUGAGCUUGGACUAUCCUGCGCUGGUGAAACGGAACUCGGAGUUGGCCGAGGCGCUGCACGUGCUGGCCCGCCGCUGCUCGGUCCUGAGCGAGGAGAACAGCCAGUUGCGGCGCGCCGGCGUCCCGGACCAGGCGGACGAGAAGGUGAAGCAGCUCAAGGUGAAGAACGCGAAAUUGAGUGGCCUGGCGCGGCGCCUGGAGGACCGCGCCCGCAAGCUGCAGGAGACCAACUUGCGAGCGAUGAGCGCGCCCGUGCCGGGUGAGAGCCGCGCAGACCUGGGGCUGUGCCAGGCCUUCGUGCGCCAGUGCACCCGGGACCUGGCAGAGCAGGCGAGCGCGCUGCAGGCCAAGGACAAGCAGAUCGAGGAGCUGCGGCAGGAGUGCCACCAGCUGCAGGCGCGCUUUGCCUCCGGCCUCGCCAGCUCCCCGCUCCCUGGAGGCGGCGCCCCUGGCACACAGUUGCUCAGUGUCAGCGACUUGGACCGGCUGCUGCGCGAAUCCCAGCGGGAGGUGUUGCGCCUGCAAAGGCAGCUGACGGUGCAACAGGGCCAGGGCGGCGCCCGGGCCCAGGCGGGCGUCCAGAGCGCACCCUGCGAGGAGGCGCGGCGCCAGGUGCAGGAGCUGGAGUGCGAGCUGGGCGCGCGGCGGCGCGAGUGCGAGGAGCUGGGAGCGCAGGCGGCAGCUGCGCGGCGACGAGGCGACGAGGCCGAGGCGCAGCUAGAGGCGGCGCUGCGCGAGGGCGCUUGGCUGGCGGAGGAGAACGCGCGGCUGCAGGCCCAGGCCGACUGUGUGCGGAAGGUGGAGGCCGAGAACAGCGACGUGCGCGGGCAGCUGGGCCGCGCGUGCCAGGAGCGCAACGCCGCGGGUCUGCUGGCGGAGCAGCUGCUUCAGCAGGCGGCGCGCGGGCAGGACAGGCAGCAGCAGCUGCAGCACGACCUGAAGAAUGCCCUGCGGGACCUCCAGGCUGCCCGGGAGGAGAUUCGGGCACUGCAGUGUCAGCCCCAGGAGGCCACCCAAGUCCCUAAGUCCCAAGCCAGGGGCAGCAGAAGGCCCAAGCACCAACCAGGGCUUGAAGACCAAGCACUCUCCCCGCCCAGCAGGGACAAGCAGAACAGGGAAGCCUCACCGCCAGAGAGCCAAGUUGCCCUUGGGAAGCCAGCCAGUGAUCCCCAAGUACCAACCAGAGUCCCUGCUGACUGGCCUCCAAACUCUAGGCCCCAGGCCAGGAAAGCCAGCUCUAACUCCUCCUCAGAGAUGGAGUCCGUGUGGGCCACUGUGCCAUCCUGCCCUAAUCUGGACUUGGACACAGCAAGCGAGGUGGAUGACCUGGAGCUGGACAAUGUGUCCCCUACCCUGGACAUAGGGGGCUUAGAGGCCCACACCACCUCCAAGCUCAAGAUCUUCCUGGCUCGAUAUAGCUACAACCCAUUUGAGGGGCCUAAUGAGCACCCCAAGGGGGAGCUGCCCCUCACAGCUGGGAACUAUCUGUACAUCUUUGGGGACAUGGAUGAGGAUGGCUUCUAUAAGGGGGAGCUUGAGGAUGGCCCACAGGGGCUGGUGCCCUCCAACCUGGUGGAGCAGGUCCCAAACAGUGACAUUCUGGACUGCCUCCCCUCCAAGUCCCCCAACCUUGACCCCAUUUCACUCCCAGCAGGGCAGGGCAGAGCUUCACAGGAAGACACGAGUCUCAGCUUGUUACCUGGGAAAAGCCAGGCUGCGGCAGACACGGGGUCAUACCCGGUGACCAAGGUGGGCUCCAAGACAGAAGUGGCAGUGGGGAUCGUGGAUGCCACGAUGGAAGCCUAUCGACUGGGAUUGCUGCAGCAUGUGGGGGAACCUGGCUUUUCCAGAGCCCUUCUAGGGUGCAGGGGGCCCCUCUGUGUGGCCCCCAUGCAACUAGGCCUGCAGAGUGUCACAGCCACAUCUGUCGAGAUCACCUGGGUCUGCAGCAGCAGCAGUCACCCCCACAUGGUGUACCUGGAUGACCAGGAGCACGCGCUGACCCCAGCAGGUGUGAGCUGCUACACCUUUCACAGCCUGUGUCCUGCUACCAGAUACCAGGCACGGGUGGAGGUACAGUUGCCAUGGGACUUGCUGCAGCUACCCUGGGAAACCAUGUCCUCCACCAUCACCUUUGCCACGCCCUUGGCUGGACCCCCUGACCCUCCACUGGAUGUAUUGGUGGAGCACCACUCCUCACCAGGCCUCUUUGUGGUCAGCUGGCUCCCUGUGACCAUCGACUCAGCUGGGUCCUCCAAUGGGGUCCAGGUCACAGGCUAUGCUGUGUAUGCUGAUGGGCUCAAGAUUGCGGAAGUGGCUGAUGCCACCGCUGGGAGCACCCUGCUGGACUUUUCACGGCUGCAGGUACCCUUGACAUGCCAGAAGGUCUCAGUUAGAACCAUGUCCCUUUGUGGUGAGUCCCUAGAUUCGGUGCCAGCCCAAAUUCCAGCGGACUGUUUUACCUGCCACCGAUUGCACAAGACCUCUCCCUUUGACUACACCUUUGGCGACCCAUCUACCUGCAGAGUCACCUUCCCUGUCUGCGCUCAGAAUCCAUCACUAGCUCCUCUGAGUGCCAAGGCCAAUCCCCACGCCCCCAGAAGCUGUGGGGGGCCGCAGGUGGAGUUUCUAGGAGCAUUCCCUGAAGAACCCCCAAGGAGGUGGUCCCCAGUGCCCACACUGAGUUCAGAAGGACAGUGUCCAUGUUCGGGGGCCAGCAGCCAAGCCCAGGGGCCCCGAGAGGCCUGGGAGGUCUGCAGGAAGGACCUGCUCUUCCAGAAGAGUGUCCAGGACCACAGGCAGCCACUACCCGGCAGCCAGGCUGUGGGGGAAGAAAAUCACUACCAGGACAUGGGCACCAGCAAAACCCUGGCUCCAGGACGCAUGCAUCCCUCUCCUGAGUGUGGGUCGAUGAAAACGCUGUGUCAGUGCAACGCUUCCCUGGAGAAGGCCCUCAGGCAAAAGCAAGAUGCCCAGAUAUCUGGCCCUGCCCAGCAAGGUGCCAGCCAGCAGUAUGUAUCUGACUGCCACAAAAUGUUGGAGGAGAAGGAAGUGUGUGUCCACGCAUGGGGCGCAAAGCCGCAAGGGCAGAGGGAGGCACUCAGGACUCAGAGUGGGCAAGGACAGGCAUUGGGGGGCAAGCAACAGCACCAGAUCCAUGAGCCGAGUUCGGUGCUGUGUCCAGCUCUGUCCAGCAAAGUCAUUGAGAUGUCUAGGGUUGACCCCACAUGGCUGGGGCAGGAGUCGGACUCUCCAGCCAGGGUCUUCGUGGCCCUCUUUGAUUACGACCCCCUAGUGAUGUCUGCCAACCCUCAGGCUGCAGAGGAGAAGCUGGCCUUUCAGAAAGGGCAGCUGCUGAGGGUGUGGGGGUCUCAAGACCCCAAUGGCUUCUACCGAGGAGAGUGUGGUGGGCAGGUGGGCAACAUCCCUGGGCACCUGGUGGCCGAGUCAAAGGCGGGUGUGGAAUGGACCAAUGGGAGGCGACAUCUGCUGGCUCAAGGGCACUUGAGCUCUGUGGGCUCCUUCCCCAUGGCUCAAAGGAACCCCAGGAGACUCCCAUCAUGGACCCCAAAGACCAUGAUGGCAGCUCUGGACUAUGACCCCAGAGACAGGCAAGCAGAGGGCCGGGCAAAGGACAAAUUGGCUCUGAGAGCAGGGGACAUGGUCACAGUCUACGGGCCUGUGGAUGACCAGGGAUUCUACUAUGGGGAGUCAGGAGGCCACUGGGGCCUGGUUCCAGCCCACCUCCUGGAUUACAUGUCCUUCCACACGGAGUGAGUGAAGAUCCAGUCAGGGUAGAGCCUCUGGCUCCCCACUCCCAGGCCAAGAAGACAGCAAGCACUUGGACCUUUACACUCCCCCCCAUAGUCUCCAUCAGCAGCAUCUGCCCCAAGUGCCACAGUUCAAACCGA